Messenger RNA from Acanthosepion pharaonis, 1008 nucleotides. NCBI's taxonomy places the organism in Eukaryota, Metazoa, Mollusca, Cephalopoda, Sepiida, Sepiidae. The record is from the annotation of a GenBank genome assembly.
AUGCCAUCGCUCAUUGUGUUUUUGUUCGUGUCCUCUUUAUUGCCCUCGUCCCUCUCUCCAUUUAUUGCCAUCGCUCAUUGUGUUUUUGUUCGUGUCCUCUUGUCCCUCUAUUUAUUGCCAUCGCUCAUUGUUUUUUUUUUGUUCGUGUCCUCUUGUCCCACUCUAUUUAAUGCCAUCGCUCAUUGUGUUUUUUUCGUGUCCUCUUGUCCCUGUUUUUAUUGCCCUCUUGUCCCUCUUUUGUUUUGUGUUUUUUGUUCGUGUCCUCUUGUCCCUCUAUUUAAUGCCAUCGCUCAUUGUGUUUUUUGUUCGUGUCCUCUUGUCCCUCUAUUUAUUGCCAUCGCUCAUUGUGUUUUUGUUCGUGUCCUCUUGUCCCUCUCUAUUUAUUGCCAUCGCUCAUUGUGUUUUUGUUCGUGUCCUCUUGUCCCUCUCUAUUUAUUGCCAUCGCUCAUUGUGUUUUUGUUCGUGUCCUCUUGUCCCACUCUAUUUAUUGCCAUCGCUCAUUGUGUUUUUGUUCGUGUCCUCUUGUCCCCUCUAUUGCCAUCGCUCAUUUGUUUUUUUUCGUGUCCUCUUGUCCCUCCUCUAUUUAUUGCCAUCGCUCAUUCUGUUUUUUUGUUCGUGUCCUCUUGUCCCACUCUAUUUAUUGCCAUCGCUCAUUUUGUGUUUUGUUCAUGUCCUCUUGUCCCCUCCCUUUAUUGCCAUCGCUCAUUGUGUUUUUGUUCGUGUCCUCUUCCUCCCUCUAUUUAUUGCCAUCGCUCAUUGUGUUUUUGUUCGUGUCCUCUUUUCCCUCUAUUUAAUGCCAUCGCUCAUUGUGUUUUUUGUUCGUGUCCUCUUUGUCCCCUCUUUUAUUGCCCCUCGCUCAUUGUGUUUUUUGUUUGUCCUCUGUCCCUCUCUUUCCAUCGCUCAUUGUGUUUUUUAUUCGUGUCCUCUUGUCCCUCUCUAUUUGUUGCCAUCGCUCAUUGUGUUUUUUGUUCGUGUCCUCUUGUCCCAUCGCUCUUAUGUUUUAUUUAA